This is a messenger RNA of Drosophila grimshawi, 1481 nucleotides long. RefSeq names its product actin-like protein 6A (gene Bap55). Gene Ontology annotation, molecular function: chromatin binding. Gene Ontology annotation, biological process: nervous system development; regulation of transcription by RNA polymerase II. Lineage: Eukaryota; Metazoa; Arthropoda; Insecta; Diptera; Drosophilidae. The record is from RefSeq and is a predicted model, not a curated record. The coding region runs from base 104 to 1408 and encodes 434 amino acids. Gene Ontology annotation, cellular component: SWI/SNF complex; NuA4 histone acetyltransferase complex. The transcript is spliced from 3 exons.
AGUUUUUAGGCAUCUGCCGGUGAUUUGAUACACAAUCUACACACAUUUUGCACAUUAUUUUAGUGCGACAAAGCAGUAAGAAAGGUGAAAAUAUAACGCCAAGAUGAGUGGCGGCACAAUGUUGUAUGGCGGCGAUGAGAUUGGCGCCUUAGUCUUCGAUCCCGGCCAUCAUUCGCUGCGCGUGGGCUACGCUCAAGAGGAUUCGCCCAAAGCCGAAAUACCUUCUGUGGUUGGCAUCGGCAGCAGUAGUGGCAGCAACAACAGCAACAAUGCACCCGACACCAAUCUCGAUCCAGAGACCAAAACAGAUAACAACGUAACAUCAAACAACGCCGACGCGCGAAAAUAUUAUGUGGACACGAAUUAUGUGAACGUGCCUCGAGCGCAAAUGGAGGUGCAGACGUAUAUGAAGGAUGGCAUGAUUGACAACUGGGAGCUAUUCGAGAAGGUUAUCGAUUAUGCGUACGCAAAUGUCAUCCAAUCGGAGUCGGAAUACCAUCCAGUGCUCUUCUCGGAGGCAUCGUGGAAUGUGCGCAACAAUCGCGAGAAGCUGACGGAGCUCAUGUUCGAGAAAUACAAUGUGCCGGCAUUCUUUCUGGUAAAGAACGCUGUGCUCGCCGCCUUCUCCAGCGGACGUGCGACCGCUCUGGUGGUGGACAGUGGCGCCACACACACGUCGGCGGUGCCCGUUCACGAGGGUUAUGUGCUGUCACAGGCUGUGGUCAAGUCGCCGCUUGGCGGUGAUUUUCUAUCGCGACAAUGCCGGCAACAUUUGGAGAAACACAACAUUGAUUUGUCGCCCGUGUAUAAGAUUGCCUCCAAGGAUGUGGUCAAGGAGCGCGAUAAUGCCCGAUUUACACUGCGGAAACUGCCGGAGAAUCUCACGUCGUCGUGGCAGAACUAUAUGGUGCAGCUAAUGAUGCAGGACUUUCAAAUGAAUGUGCUGCAGGUGCUGGAGAAUCCAUUCGAUGAGCGUGUCGCCUCCCAAAUACCAAUGGUCCACUAUGAGUUCCCCAAUGGUUAUCAUCAGGACUUCGGAUCGGAGCGUUUCAAAAUUGCCGAGAGCCUGUUCGACAAUGCGAUGCUCGGCGCGGGACAACUGGCCUCCACCAGCGUUGGCAUGUGCGAUGCCGAUGUCCGAUUGUCACUCUUCGGCUCCGUUGUGGUCACAGGUGGUAACACUUUGCUGCAAGGCUUCCCCGAGCGACUCAAUCGGGAUCUGCAAUUACGCGCACCUUCGAACACACGCUUAAAAAUGAUUUCAGCCAAUGGGAGUGUGGAGCGACGAUUUGGCGCCUGGAUUGGUGGCUCAAUAUUGGCCAGCAUUGGCACCUUUCAGCAGAUGUGGAUAUCGUCUCAGGAGUACGAGGAGGCUGGCAAGAGCCAAGUGGAGCGCAAGUGUCCCUAAGCCAAACACCACACGCAAAGCAAAACGAAUUCCAAUUUUAAUUGUACAAUUAGUAAAACCAAUACGACGAUAA